AGUGAUGAACUGUUUUAUGAAAACGAUUUUAUAGAACUCUGCGAGGCGCGAACUUUGCUCUUUAAUGGACACAAACACGAUAAACCUAGCCGGGCCGAGCCAAAUGAACAAAAUGUUUUACGGAAGUGAGCCGGACUCCGCAUGCGGUGCGUGUCAAGUGCUUUGAAAAACUAUGCUGAAAGUUGGUGUUUCAAAAAAUUUUCGGAGACGUAAAUUAAAAAGGUGAUCGGUGUAUAGGAACCAGGUGGAACGUUCGUGUGAUGCACGAGGUGCUCUAGACAAGCUGUCGGCGGGCGACAAGCUGGGGCCUGAAGAGGCGUUUGACGCCUCCACGCACGCUCAACAACUUCAGACGAUGACCUCCACAAUGGGAAUAAUGACACUCAGCCGCGGCCCGUGUGACCUCGACAACAUGAGUCUGUUCCAAGACCUCAAAUUAAAGAGGCGGAAAGUUGACUCUAGAUGUAGCAGUGAUGGCGAGUCAGCCGCUGAUACCAGCACGUCGUCGCCGGACCCAGGCCCGCCGUCGCCGCGCAUGGCCGAAGCAGGGUGCAGCACGCCGCCGCACCCUCCGCCCGUGUUCGACGGCGGCGGUUCACCGUUGCCAUCGUCCGCUUGCCACCCCACCGUAAUUCGCUCUGCGCCGCCAUAUUCUGUCAUUAAGUUUGAGGGAGCGCCUUCUGCCAUUAAAGUAGAGAAUCAAACCCCACUCAAACAUGAUGCACCUUCGCCAUCUCAAGUUUCCUCUGUGAAAUUAGAGGGCACGACACAGGAUACACUUCAGCCGUACAGGCCUCGAGCGCUUGCUCCACCUCCCGGAUCACAUUCAUCCUUAACACCAGGUCCAUGGCCACCGGCUGCUUGUAUCAAUGGUGUUAAACCAGAGCUUAUAGGUGGUCACUUUCCAACGCAAUCUCUAGAGCAUAAAUCAGGAACGAGAGGGCCCACGCAAUGGCGGGGAACGCCGGCAGUCAUCAUGGGGGAAUCAGGUGGAGUCCGGACAAUGUUUUGGACGUUACCAGCCCCUACUACCAGUGGAGAACCCGCAGCAAGUGCUUCUCAUACACCAACACCACCUACUCCAGAUCCCAGUACUUGCAGUGAAGAAUCUGCAGCAAGAUUACUUCUCAACCUUGGUGGUGAUCUUAGGCGACCACGAGGACCACCGUUAAAUAUGGAACUUCUAUGGGCUGGUGACGUAUCGCAACUUCCUGCACAUCAGCAGUUACAUGCGUUAAAUUUAAGUGCAGCAGCUGGAAACCUACCUGGUGGAUCAGCGGUUGCAGGAGCUAGCUCAUUAGCUCUUCCGCGACCUGAAUUACGUGCUUAUGCUCCUGAAGUAGAACGUGAUGAAGACGAACAACCUAUGAUCUGUAUGAUAUGUGAAGAUAAAGCGACGGGACUUCAUUACGGUAUUAUUACGUGCGAAGGAUGCAAAGGUUUCUUUAAACGGACUGUACAAAACCGACGAGUUUAUACGUGUGUCGCCGAUGGUGGCUGUGAAAUUACAAAAGCACAACGGAACAGAUGUCAAUAUUGCCGAUUUAAAAAGUGUAUAGAACAAGGAAUGGUUUUACAAGCUGUACGAGAAGAUCGGAUGCCAGGUGGACGCAACAGUGGUGCUGUCUACAAUCUGUACAAAGUAAAAUAUAAGAAACAUAAGAAAGCAAACAAGGCAGCAACGGCGACGAGCCGGUCUUCGCCACCAGAAAAACCUAAAGAACCACUACCACCGAUCCCACCGCACCUUGUUAAUGGUACCAUACUUAAGACUGCACUUACCAAUCCUAGUGAGGUGCUCCAUCUAAGAGCGCGGCUUGAGAGUGCUGUGUCAUCAUCUCGAGAUCGUGCUGUACCUUUAGAGAGGGCAUUACAGAUGAUCCGAGCACUAAUCGACUGCGAUGCGAUGGAAGAUAUAGCCACCGUUCGACAUUUACCAGACUUACUCCAUGAUACAUCGGAGAUUGGGGAUAAGCUUUGUAAAAUUGGUGAUUCAAUUGUCCAUAAAAUGGUAGCGUGGACGAAGAAACUUCCGUUUAUCAUGGAAAUACCUAUGGAAAUCCACUCAAAGUUGUUAAUGGAGAAAUGGCACGAGAUCUCAGUCUUAACGACGGCGGCUUACCAGGCGAUGCAUGGGAAGCAUGCACACUGUCCUCCCACUUCAGACCACGACCACGAUGUUAUGCAAGAGGUUAACGCAAACUUACGAACCCUGCAAAACUGCCUAACCUCGUUGAUGGGCAGGCCCAUAACCUUAGAGCAGCUCCGGCUAGACGUGGGCCUCGUCGUGGAGAAGAUGACACAGAUCACGUGCGUCUUCCGGCGCAUCCAGCUCAGGAUGGAGGAGUACGUGUGUCUGAAGGUCUACAUACUUUUAAAUCAAGAAGUGGAGUUGGAGAGCAUUCAAGACAGGUAUGUGCAGGUACUACGGAGUUACUUAGAGCACGCAGCGCCGCACCACCCCGGUCGAUUGCAGGAACUCUUCUCCAGGAUACCCGAGAUCCAAGCCGCUGCAAAUCUAUUGCUCGAGAGCAAAAUGUUCUACGUGCCCUUUGUUUUGAACUCGGCUGAGAUCAGAUAGUAUAUGGCACAACAGGGUGUAUAGUUCUCGAUGUACGAGCGGCUCACCCCUCGCCCGAGCCCCCGCCGCACCCUUGUCUUAUGAUCACCGCACAUAGAACCACCCUGUGUUCAGAGCACCGGUCCAGCACAAGUUCGUACAAAUAUUACUCGGGCAUAUAGACAAGGCUGUCUACUCCGCAAUUCUCAGCUUUAUAAGAAGUUACGGCUCGCGGACACCAACCUGACGUCUUUUUGAACAGUUUAAAGAUGUUCGAAUGGAACGAUGGUUUAACACCAGACAGCAAGGAAUGAUAACUACAAGAAAUGAGUGAUAAAAAAUGGAUUUUGCUCUCCGCUGUGUCAGUGCUAAGGAAGUGCACAGUCAAUUCUCCCACAUUCAGUAUGUACCUACCUUCUUUUGUGAGUGACAGUAUGCAGCACGAGCAUAGUGCGGUACGUUUUAUACCUUUGUUGAGUCGAUGUGUGAAUUGGUUUUAUUGUUUAGUAGAGGAAUUAAAACGUCCCAAUUGACAGACUGAUUUAUUAUUAAAACUUAGUAAUAGGUACCAGGGACUUGAAUGCGUGUUUUAUACGUGGUAGUGUGUACUACAUAGUGUUAAAUAGAUUAAAAUAUAUAAUUAUGUUACUAUUUAAUUAUGUCAGAUGGAGAAUCGCAUAAUAUAUUAUUUCUGUAAAUAUAGAAAAUAGUUUAGUUAAUAAGAUGUUGUUUUUAAACAGAAUUGUUUCUUGUAAAUGGAAUAUUGCUGUUUUAGUUUGCAUUUUGUAUCCUCUAGGAUUAACCAGUAGGGUAAAUUGCUGGGUGUGUAAUAUUGAAAGUUUUAAUUUAAUUUUAUAUGACUUGUUCAUAUUACUGUAAGUAGCACUAAGUACCUAUUCUCAGUUUACCAAGACUGCUUGUAUACAACUACUGUUUUACAAUAACUAAUAUGGCGUUGACUCGCUCGGUUCUUGUAGUCACAACUUUUGCAUUUUUAUUGCCAAUAUUUUCGCAUAACACUAAACUUGUUCAUUAUAUGUUAUGUUCUAUAUUAAACUUCUCUUGAUUCUGGUCUAACUAGGUGUAAGUAACCGGUUGAACUCGUACGUUUGAUUGUCACGUGGUUUCGUUGCCUAGGCUCGCGUACGUAUUUAUACAUUAUUGUUAAAACACUCUCAUCGAAUGCCUUAGUAGAGACGUGUGAACUGUAGCUUUCAAGUUUUACUAAGGCACUUGUGCGAGUAUUUUAGUGAUGUAAACGGAGCCCUAUAUGAAGAGUAGUACCUAUUAGAGAAGUCGUUUGGACAAUCCAUAAGAUAAAUAGAUGUCUACACAAUGUAUUAUUUGUACCUACUCUUACCAAAUACUUUUAUUCGAAAUGUAUGUAUUCUGAUACUGAUAACUGUGUGCUGUUUUCUCCACUUUCGAUUUUUAAGCUUGCUAUUUGUAUAGGUGCUUCAAGAAGUUACAAACCUUAUUUUAUACUUUGCUUCCUUUGAUGUGUUCAAACGUAAAUUAUGCUCAAUCUUUCAUUAUCAUCUUGUACCCUGUUUUAUUGUCAUUUUCAAAUACAUUUAAUUCACUGUUAAAAUUACUAAAUUACAAUACUUAUUCUUGAAAAUUCUAUAGUACCAAUUUGAUCAGCGGAAAUUUAAUUAAAAACAAUAAAUAAUAGCAAAACAUCACUCAAAAUAAAGUAAACUGCAAGUUUCUUUUAUAAAAUAUAGUAUUUUUUUAAUAUAAAUUUUCUUGCAUUAAUUGUAACAUUAAUCCUCACUCAAUUAAUUCAGUUAAUUUGUGUUUUAUUAAAUUUACAAGUAAACAAACGAUAGCCAUUAUCGGUACAGUAAAAAUAUUUUUGUUAUCACAUAUUUCAUUUUUAUCCGUAAUUAGAGCGAGAAAGCUUAUUUGUUUACAUCAUUAUCACACAGAUUCAUAUGUAUUCAUUUCAUUGCAACCCCAGAUUUAAAAAUUAAAAAAAAAACUAUGUUUUCAUUGUGUCUACUUUCAUAUAUAAAUAAAUCCGGAAAUCAUUUUCAUUCAUUAUCAUCAUUAUAUUUUUCAUUUAGAUUAAUAAUUUAUAAAAUUAAAAUUACAUUUUACCAUAAAAAUGAAGAAUCAUGUAAUCUAUCUUUAGCUUUUCAAUAAUAGAUUUUUAAAACUAACACUGUCAAUGUCACUGCCUCUGUUUAAAAAUGUUAUCUGCCAUUGUGGUUAAUGACUCGUAUUAAUCGUUAAUAAUAAAUUUGUAAAAAACGUUCCAACAACGGUGAACAGUUACCAUUAGUAUAGGGAUGGCAGUGUAUGCCUAUUAAAAUUAAGUAAUUACAACCAAAAAGUUCGUUGUAGGGACUUAGGUUCUAGUUUUACAAUAUGCCUUAGCAUUAUCACAUCAACACAAUGACAAUAUAUUUGUCUAUAGCACACAAAAUUCCGAGGACAAUGGGAAAUUUCUAGAAAUUGUCUACAUUUUAAUCGUUUAUCGAAAGUUUUCAUGCAUAGAAAAAGAAAGGCGUAGUACGCCAGUUAAAGUAUCGGCCUUAAGAGAAAAUUCAUUUCUAUAUUUCAUAUUUAAAGUGUCAUGAAAUCCUUGCUUAAAAUGUCUACUUUUUCUUCAGACCAGAAUCCGUGUAAAAGACACGUUUACUUGUUCGAUUUUGGCAGUAGUGUAACAUUUGGAGAUUUCAAGAUGUUCCGCCUUACUAUUUCUAUGUCUAUAUGCAAACACUUACGUCACAGGUAGUCAUGUAAUCUAAGCUUAGUUGCGGUAUAUUCUCAACCGGCGUUCAGUUCUCUGUUUUAUAAAAUUAUAAAGCAACAAAAAUGUAAUGUUAGGAGAUUCAGCGAUGAAGGUUGUGAACUGAGUUCUACGACAGAGGAUUGGGUAAUCUGAAAAAUUAGAACAUUGAAUAGACUCUCUCUUUACGCAUGUUAUCUGUUUAUUUAUAUUUUUUACAAAAUUGGACAUCUUUAUAGAAAAACUUUAAACUCACUGUACUUUACAUUAACUUUCUAAAAGAGUCUUAAAAUUAGCGAAUCCUGUUACCUGAAUAAGCGACACACGUCCGUUCCUCAACAUGUUACCAUUAGUUAAAUAAGUGUUAGUGGAUAUUAAAUGUGUUUUGUAAAUUUUAAUUAGUUCGAAUAUAACCAGUAACCAGUUACGAUACUGCCAUCAAAUGCCUAAAUAGUUUUCAGUUAAUUUUGUUAUACUUUAUGUACGUUUUAAUUUAAGAAAAUAAAGUUGGUGAAAUUAUUAGUUCUUUGUGAUAGUUGAACAGUGAUAGUCGAAAAGCGCUGUUGGAUUAUGUAGUUCGGCUGCAUGGCGCAGUCCAUUCGGUCUCAUAACAUUCGUGGUCCCUUCUUUGGCUCUACGGUGAAUUUCACGACAAUUGGUAACACUAUAUUUAUUUAUUUUUUUUAUCUAACUUAAUUAUAAAAAAAAAUUAGUUUAUAAAAACACCAUCAAAACGACGGUGUUAAAUCUAAAGUCUGAGGUAAAGAUGCCUUUAUAGAUUUUUAAACAAGUAACGACGGAAAUCGUAAAUAAAUAUAACGAGAAUCGUGCAUCGUUCUACUAAUAUAUAAAUGCUAUAUGUAAGUAAUAUUGAUACAUAUUUUGUUAGUAUAAUAGCGUUAAGGCGAAACUAACGGCAAUGUAUCAAAUGGGAUUAGACUUAAGAAUGUUAUUGGCGUUGUACAAAGGAUAGUAUUGUUAGUAAAUAAACAAUCAAAUUGGCGCAUUACUGGCGAGUACCUAAUUAGUUGAUAGUACACGAGAGCCCACAGAGGCUAUACAUUCAUAUGUAAAUAUAUGAUAAUCGACGUGUAAAAUGGCCACUCGCAAACUUCAUUGCUCUUCUAAAUUGUUUGCUGCGCUGAUUUUUAAAUGCUUUUUCGCCUCUUUCAUACUUUGGUACUAUUAACGUUGUCAAUGACUGAUCGAAAUAAACUAAAUUAUUAACAAUAGUUUGCUUCUGCUUGCUGUUAUAAUUAUUUGAAGGUUUUCAUAAUGUUAGUUCGCUGAUUUUGUCUAUAGAUUCAGACGGUCAGCUUAUGAGAUACUUGUGCCUGUUAUAUGUGACUAUAAAGAUUAAAUUUUAUUACAAUGCUCACAAUUAACAUAAUAUACAUAAUGCAGUUAAGUACAUUUAGUUAAUUGUAGGCUAAUUUACAUUUAUUUUGCGAAUAUACAAGGUAAAAUUGUGUUUGUUAAAUUACUUACUGAGUCCUUUAUUUCAACUGUAGCUACGUUAAGACUCUUAUAAAUAUGUUAAAUAUUACUAAUAUAGGCACGAGAUAUCCAAUAGCCGACGAGUUAAUAAUACUGCGAAAAUAUUUUGACUGAUAAAAUAGUAAUUAAACAUAAUAAUGUUAAUAAUUUAAUGUAAGGAUGUAACAAAAACUUAAUGCAUUUCACAGUUUCCUUACAGUCCAUAAGAGAAUAGUUAGUUACGCCGUAAGAUAUGGUGACGAAAUAUUUUCACAUUAAUAGCUUAAGGUUUGUUGUGUAUAAAAAUAGCGUUCCAUGUAUUUCGGGUAAAAGAAGGGUUGAAAUUGUGUACAUUAGACAUUGUAAUAAAUUAGUUAUGAGUAACGAGUGUAAAUCUGUAAGAGAAUAUAUAUUUGGAAACGUUGACGAGUGUUUGUUGUAUGUAAUUCGUGUCACAGAUGGAUAUUUGGACUCUAAGUACAUAUUAGAUAUCUAUUCUACGAGUUAAACUUCAUAAUUUAUUCAACAGUAAUCGACUUUUGUUACAUUUACUCAAACAAACACGUUUAGCUUUCGUUUAUUAUUUAAUAGUUAAAGAAUUGCCUAUUUUAAUAUCUUCAUUAUUUUUCAAAACUAUAUAAAAAUUCUAAAUCCUCGUUGUUGGUGAUUGACACACACGCAAGUUGGUGAACAUAAAAACAAAAGGUUUCUUUUAAUAUUUAGCGAUUUGCGUGUCAAAACACCGAUCGUGGGAUUCAACUAUGACUUAAACUUGAGCUUAGUGCAUACAAUCUAUUGCUGAUUACAUAGUUCAAUUGAUCGAGGGAUAUUAACAAAAAAGAACAAUUAAGUAUAUAAUUAACCCAAUUUAGCUCAGAAGUGAACGUGUUACUUAUUUAGCCAAUGUUGAAGUAGUAUUGUUGUUGCAAAAAUCAUUUUUGUGUCCAUAAAUCAUUCAACACAGGAAGAAGCAGACGACACUAUAAAAUAUUAUAUAUUUCGAAGGUAAUUAAAUAAUAAAAUAUUUACUAUACUCUAUUUAUGUAUAGAUAUUUAUGUAUAUUUAUCUAUUUAUGUUUUGUCUCUACAUAGAAUCACUGAAAAAUAUUUUGUUUUUGACUGAUCUUUAUUUUACAUCAGCAAUUACCUCUAUCAAAUACAUUGCAUCUAAAUCUAUCUAUCUAUUUAUGAUGCUACCGUCUCAUUUAAUAAUUUUUGGCAUUUAUGCACAUUUUAGGAAUAAUCAAUACAACUAAUCUAUCAAUAGAUACGUUUUUAUUACUGCAUGCAUAAGCGAUAAUAGACAUUGUUGUCUCUUUAUGUCUCAAGAAUAUAGUAAACAUGUUUGUUACUUGCUUAAGGAACAAUAUUUAUUUAAUUUUAUUGAUGUCGCUCCUUCCUUGUUGAAUGCUGUAGUCCAAAAAUCUAAUUUUCAUACACAGUAUCAUAUAAAGUGCCUCAAAAUAGAUGCACACGUUAAACAUACUCGUAAUAAAAUAGCGACAACACCGUCUAAAGAGUUCAAUGUGAUUGAGUGUGCUGUUUCACGUGUUUAGUUGGGCUCGCUCAAUAUCAAGACUUAUUGCUUUCAGAUCUAAUAUACUUUAAGUAUUAUCAAUACCUAGGAUUCUAUGUUUAUUUAGCAAAUCACAUUAGUUGCUGACUGCAGUACUGUUCUCGACGGAAAGGCUGUUAUUAUUCGACCAAGUUAAGAUGACUGUUAGUGGUUCUAAUUGUUUUGUCUCGUUCGAGUGGUGCGCCGGUCGUUAGUCAAUCGAAAGUACGGUUUGCCAAGAGAAGUUACCUACAGUUGUGUUUAGUUAGCGAUGCAUAACGUGUUUGUACUUUAAUUUGUUUUUUAGUUGUACUCUUGGAAAUCAAUGGUUAAUAAUUUAAGAAAAUAAAAUGUAUGUGAAAUAUUAA
Messenger RNA from Galleria mellonella (greater wax moth), 8696 nucleotides. RefSeq names its product hormone receptor 4 (gene Hr4). Gene Ontology annotation, biological process: regulation of DNA-templated transcription. Gene Ontology annotation, molecular function: sequence-specific DNA binding; DNA-binding transcription factor activity; zinc ion binding. The record is from RefSeq and is a predicted model, not a curated record. Lineage: Eukaryota; Metazoa; Arthropoda; Insecta; Lepidoptera; Pyralidae. The transcript is spliced from 9 exons. The coding region runs from base 356 to 2581 and encodes 741 amino acids.